CCAAUCACAUUCGCGUAUUCGGUCACAUGGGCCUAGGGGUUAGUGUGAUCUCGCUAUUAUUCCAAUUUUGUGUAGUCACCCCGAAAGAUAGUCAUUGAAGAAGUAAAGCGAUACUCACUUAAAUUUUCUGUUCGUGACAAUAAGACGACAACAACUCCACAAUGUCUAUUAUGUCCUACAACGGAGGGGCCGUCAUGGCCAUGAGGGGGAAGAACUGCGUGGCCGUCGCAUCUGACCUCCGAUUCGGCAUCCAGGGUCAGAUGGUUACGGCAGACUUCGAGAAGGUCUUCCCCAUGGGCGAGAGGCUAUACAUCGGAUUAGCCGGGCUGGCCACUGAUGUUCAGACAGUAUCUCAGAGGCUAAAAUUCCGAUUGAACCUUUACGAGCUGAAGGAGGGUCGCCAGAUCAAGCCCAAGACUUUCAUGAGCAUGGUGUCCAACUUACUCUAUGAAAGGAGGUUCGGGCCCUACUACGUCGAGCCUGUGAUUGCCGGGCUCGAUCCGAAGACCUUUGAGCCCUUUAUCUGCUCCUUGGAUUUGAUCGGAUGUCCCAUGGUGACCGAGGACUUUGUCGUGAGCGGCACUUGCUCGGAGCAGAUGUACGGCAUGUGUGAGUCUUUGUGGGAACCGGAGAUGGAACCCGAUGACCUGUUUGAGACCAUCUCGCAGGCCAUGCUGAACGCCGUUGAUCGGGACGCAGUGUCCGGCAUGGGUGUAGUCGUACAUGUCAUCGAAAAAGAUAAGAUCACCACAAGAACGUUGAAAGCGAGGAUGGAUUGAAACACCAUGCAUCACAGUACAUUUUGGAUAAAUAAACAUGUUUACGCAU
Messenger RNA from Corythoichthys intestinalis (scribbled pipefish), 828 nucleotides. RefSeq names its product proteasome 20S subunit beta 3 (gene psmb3). NCBI's taxonomy places the organism in Eukaryota, Metazoa, Chordata, Actinopteri, Syngnathiformes, Syngnathidae. The record is from RefSeq and is a predicted model, not a curated record. Gene Ontology annotation, cellular component: proteasome core complex, beta-subunit complex; proteasome core complex. The coding region runs from base 162 to 779 and encodes 205 amino acids. The transcript is spliced from 6 exons. Gene Ontology annotation, biological process: proteasome-mediated ubiquitin-dependent protein catabolic process.